This is a messenger RNA of Dunckerocampus dactyliophorus (ringed pipefish), 4618 nucleotides long. Its product is annotated as retinoic acid-induced protein 3. Gene Ontology annotation, cellular component: signaling receptor complex; plasma membrane; extracellular exosome. Gene Ontology annotation, molecular function: G protein-coupled receptor activity; protein kinase activator activity. NCBI's taxonomy places the organism in Eukaryota, Metazoa, Chordata, Actinopteri, Syngnathiformes, Syngnathidae. The record is from RefSeq and is a predicted model, not a curated record. The transcript is spliced from 4 exons. Gene Ontology annotation, biological process: G protein-coupled receptor signaling pathway. Bases 515 to 1756 code for a protein of 413 amino acids.
GUACGGGCGUGUACAAGACGUCGGCGCUCUCCUUUCUCCACACGACAGGCCCUGAGGCUCAUUUCAUCACUUUCCGCCAUUGUUUCUCCGAUUAGACGGCAACUGUUGCGGACCCCUCCGCUCGAGCAAAAUCUUGCCGCUGGAAUUCCAGUUAUCAGAAAGCAUGAUUGAAAUUCCUGUGGGGGAAUAAGCCUGAAAACCAGUGGGGAGUGGACUCUCCCUCUCUGUGUGUGCGUGUGCGUGUGCGUGUGCGUGUGAGCCCCACCUAUAAGCAGAGAGAGGCAGGAUGCAGGUUUCUCUUCUACUGCCCAGCCUGUAGAUCCCAGGUGAGAAGUCUCCACUCCCAGCAGCUCCCACACCCUGCGUCCUUGCAUCCUGCUCAGGACACAUGUUCCGUGUAAGAGAACACACUGGGCAGGCAUUCAUGCGUCAACAGCGUGUUUGCUGCAACACUCCACUUUAAAACAAGGCUGAAAAACUGCAAAAAUCUUGAGACACACAACGAGGGACUAGAAUGAGUCUAUCCUUUUUCCCAAAGGAGCACAAGUUGACAAUCCCCGUCCUCCUCUUCUAUGCCGCCCUCCCAAGUUUAUGUCAUUCAACACCAGAAAAGACCACCACUAACUACACGGGCCAGAAGGUUGUUGCAGGCUGUGGAGAAGGCCUAAAUGUUCUCUACAGGUUCCUGUGUGACCGCAAAGCAGCAUGGGGCAUCGUCCUGGAGACCCUGGCCGCCUCUGGCUUCCUCUUCAGUGUGCUCCUCCUGCUUGGCCUCCUUAUCUGGUCCCUGUGGAUCUACAUCUCCAUCCAGCACCAGCGCAGCAACAUAGGAGGCACGGUGGCCUGCAUGUCCUUGUUCCUGUUAUCCACAGCCGGCAUCUUCGCUACCACCUUCUCCUUCAUCGUCAGUCUCAGCCCUGACACGUGCCCCGCCAGGCUCUUCCUAUUCGGGGUCGUCUUCUCGCUGGCCUUCUCCUGCCUGCUGGCUCGCUGCCUCGCUUUGCUUGGCUUUGCCGCCGCUCGAGGUUGGGGAGAGGCCGGCAUGGCUGUGGGGCUCUUCAUCGUGCAGGUGAUCAUCGCCACAGAGUGGCUGAUCCUGGUCUUGGUGAGGGAUGAGAUGCCCUGUCAUUACAGCCAAGAGGAGUUCGUCAUGCUGCAGAUCUACGUCUUGUGCCUCCUGGCCAUCAGCUUGAUCCUCUCCGCACACUUCCUGUGCCGCUCCUGCUUCACGUACAGCUACAACUAUGCCGGCGCCACCCACCAGCAGAGCCGGCAACAGGCCGUGCUCCUCUUCCUCACGCUGUCGCUCUCCGCCGGCAUCUGGGUGGUGUGGAUCACGAUGCUCAGCAGGGGGAACACUCUGUUGGGCCGUCAGCCACAAUGGGACGACCCGGUGCUCGCCCUGACCCUGGUCGCCAACGGCUGGGUGUUGCUGAUGGGACACGGCUUGUCGCAGAUGGCCUUCCUCUGCAGGGGGGAGGCCAAGUCUAAGGAGAUCCCUCUGAGCUUCGCAGGCUGGACCACCCCCAGUGUCGACAUCGCGGACCCGAACGACCCCAAGGAGGGACAAGAGAACGGAAGCUUCGAGAACGAGGCGGACAGCAGAAGAGGCCGGCGGGCUGAUCCAUCGCUACAAUCACCGUAUGAAGCUGAAUUCUCCAUGACUGAAAUUGACCCCAAUAAAGAUUACAGCAUUCCUCGCCCUCAGACCACCAACUAUGGAGAACCAUAUGAUGAUUAUUAUGGACCCUUUUGAAGCACAAGAAACUCAUGCUCGGAAUACAUGUCAUGUAAAUAUGUGUGAUUUCGGAUCAGAAAUGUAUUUUAAGUCUAUAUGUUGCUACAAAGCAGUCAUCUAGGACAAGCGGAAUAGCAGAUGGAUGGAUGGAUGGAUGGGAGCAGCGAUCUUUCAGCCAACAAAGCAACUCAAGAAAACUGAAUUUAAAAAUAAGAGUACAGUAAGACCCCCUUACUUACGCAACACAAACCAGCAGAAGACUCCUACGUCACUCACGGUGCAACCAAAAAUGAAUAAUGUGCAACACACAAAGUAACUGCACCACACGGACUACGAGGGUUUCGGAGUAAACAUUGACGUGCAAAACAAUACAUGCAUUUAUGACCCGCGAGGCAUGCUGGGUAACUGUUGGGGUCGUGUGCACAUGGGCUUCUGAUACAUGCAUGGUCUGUGGUACAGUUACAUUGUGUGUUACUUCUGUGAUUGUACUGCACCGUGGGGGAGGUAGGCUGGUGUGUGACAUGCCAAGUAGGGGCGGGUAUGUCAAGGCGACACAUAAAUACAGGAUUCCCCACAAAAAAUGUUUUUUGAUUAAACGUGGGGAUCCACUGUAUAUUAAAUGUAUCAUAUUGGUAAUAUUUUUAAGUCACUCUGGUAAAAAAACACAAAUAUUGUAGGCACUAAUGUAUUUUUUGGGGGUUAAAAAACAAUGUUAAGUGCACUUUAAAGCAGGGGUCCCUAACCACCAGGAGGCCACGGAAAAACUUCAGGCACAGACUUUUUCUUUUUAAGAUUUAAAAAAAACAAAAAAACAUAAUAGUAAAUAACUACGUACUGUAAUAUAAAAAAUUUCCAAAAAUUACAUUCUCAUAUUGGCUAUUUUUUCUAAAUAUUUCAUUUCUAUGCUACUAAAAUGACAUUUUUUCUAAUUAGAAUUCCUAAUGUUACAAGUUUAUACUCAUAAAAUAGUGACAAUUUUUCUCACGAGAAUUUUUAUUUUUUUAAUAUUUCAAAUAUUUCACCUUAUUCUCUGAAAAUUACAGCUUUUUUCUCCCCCUAUUUCAACUUUCUUCUGGUAAAUUAAUUUUCUGACGGCUAAUUUUCCGAAAAUAACUUUCUUCUUUGUUUCCUAUAUUAUGCAACCUUUAUUCUACUAAAAUGACAUUAUUUUCCUCAAAUUAUGACUUUCUCUUUCGAUUACAAACGGUUUUUUUGUAAUAAUUACUGCACAUUUUUUGCUGGGUUUUUUUGGUCUUAAAAUACAUUUUUUUAAUCCAACAAGUGGGGGGAGCACUGCUUUAAAGGGGUACGCUGCCCCACGUGGUGACGCCCACGCUCGCCUACAUGGAAGCGUGAAUUGGUGGACGUCGACUGCACGUCCAGCAAUAAAGUGUCAUUAAAAAUAAGUACAAUACAGUCUUAGAAUUGACAUCGUUCCAGCUAGAACGCUCCUGAUGUUGCAUUCAGCUGCAACUGUCGCUGAAAAGUGUGUUUUAAGGAACAAAGCAACCCUGAGGUGAUGGAGGAGGUGUGAAACUGUCAAUCAGAAGGUGACAAAACUGCUUAGCGGAGACAUGAGAAGGGAUGGCAAAGCAAUAGCUGGAAGGGCAGAGGAGGAAGAUUAUGUAUCAGGCUCACGCCAUCACCGGUAACAUCUUCAUAUUCAAAGUUCCAGGGCAGUUCCCGGUCUCUGCUGGUGUGAGGCUUCAUUUAAAGCAGGGGUGUCCAAACUAUUUCCGAGGGCAGUGAAGAAAAGGAAGGGACAUUUUGAUAUUUUGUAAAGCAACACAUGUAGAUAUGCUAAGAAGUUAUAUAUUUCAAGAAAACAUCUGAUUUCAUGUAUGUGAAAUGCUACUAAAAUUGUUUAUUCUUGUAAAAUUGCAACCAUUUUUUCUCGUUAAAACUUAAUAUUUUGACUUUAUUCUCGGAAAGUCGCAGCUUGUUCCUGCCAUGUCCGCUCUUUUUUCAUUUCCAAUUACAGUCGUGGAAAAAAUGAUUAGACCAGUUUAUUGAUCCAUUUUAAUUCCUGAUACAACUAAAGGCAUAUUUGUUUGGACAAAUAACAAAAAUAGCUCAUAAGAGUUGGUUUUUUUGGCGGUACAAUGCUACAGCUAUUCACUCUUAAGAGCUAUAUUUGUUCUGUUUGUCCAAAUGUACCUUUAGCUGUACCAGGCAUUCAAAUCUUUUUUUCCCAUGACUGUAUUUUAACUUUCCUAUUGUAAAUUGUCUUUUUUGUACUUUAUUAAAAGUAAUAUAACUUUUUCCCCAUAAAUGCGACUUUUGUCUCACAUAUGACUUCAAAAGCUAUUACGACUUUUGAAAUAAUUCAACUUGAUGCUACUAAAAUGACAUUUUAUUCACCCUCCGAAUAUGACUUUAUUCUCUUAAAAUGUCUAAUAUUUUACAAAUGUCAACUUUAUUCUUGUACAUUUCCGUCUCGUAAUAUUAGGACUUUAUUCCCAUAAUAUUUGGACUUUUAUGACGAACAUAACUACUUUCCCCCAACCUAAUUCUCCAAAAAUUACAACUUCAUUCUUUGUUUGAAAAAAGUAACCUUUUUUUUCUUAAAUAUUUCAACUUUUUGCUAUAUGUGUAUGUGAACUUCUCAUGGAGACGAAUAAAGUGAGUUUAUUCUUCUAAAAUUGUGACUUUUCCCCCUUAAUAUUGACCUUCUCUUUUUUCUUUUAAUUCAACAAAAUAUUUCAACUUUCCCCAUCCCAAUUUUCCUACAUUGUUUUUUUCUUUGUCCUUUUAUUUCUUAUGACUUAAAAAAAACUCUUUUUCUAAUAUUUCAACUUUAUGCUAUUAAAGUUCCAAUAUACUGUAUUACGUCAUAACGUGAGUUUAUUCUUGUAAAAUUGCGACUUUUCUCAAUAUUUU